UGUUUUUUUUUUGUUUGCUUCGGAUCUUGCUAAAAAACAUGUUUGGUGAAGAUGAAUCAGUUCUGUGAUUCGUAAUCUAUGCUACUCAAUCCGCUCUGCGUGUUAUAGUCACCGAUUUGUAUCGAAUUUUUCUGGUGUGGAUUUUUUUUGAGCUUCUUCUUCUCAAAAUGGAGUUCGAGACGCACGAAGAUGCGUAUCUGUAUUACAAAGACUACGCCAAAUCCGUUGGUUUCGGAACUGCGAAAUUGAGCAGUCGUAGAUCAAGAGCUUCAAAGGAGUUCAUCGAUGCCAAAUUCUCCUGCAUACGCUACGGAAGCAAACAACAAUCCGACGACGCGAUUAACCCUAGACCUUCCCCUAAAAUCGGAUGCAAAGCGAGUAUGCACGUCAAGCGAAGACCAGAUGGGAAAUGGUACGUUUACAGUUUCGUCAAAGAGCACAACCACGAUCUUUUACCGGAGCAAGCUCAUUUUUUCAGGAGCCAUAGAAACAACAACAACAACAACACUGAGCCUGUGAAAUCCAACGACGCUCAACGUUUUAGGAGGAAGAAGAACAGUCCCUUGGCUGAUUGUAAACACCUCAGUGCUUAUAACGAUCUUGAUUUCAUUAAUGGUUAUAUGAGGAACCAGCACGAUAAAGGAAGGAGACUUGUUCUCGACGAUGGUGGUGGUGGUGAUGCUCAGAUCUUGCUUGAGUUUCUUAUGCGUAUGCAGGAAGAGAAUCCCAAAUUCUUUUUCGCUGUUGAUUUCAGUGAAGAUCAUUUGCUUAGAAAUGUGUUUUGGGUUGAUGCUAAAGGGAUUGAAGAUUAUAAAAGUUUCAGUGAUGUGGUUUCUUUUGAUACUACUUAUUUUGUGAGUAAAUAUAAAGUGCCACUUGUUCUUUUUAUUGGAGUCAAUCAUCAUGUUCAGCCUGUGUUGCUUGGCUGUGGGUUGGUUGCUGAUGAUACAGUUUACACUUACGUCUGGUUGAUGCAAUCUUGGUUAGUUGCAAUGGGUGGUCAAAAGCCUAAAGUAAUGCUUACUGACCAGAACAAUGCUAUAAAAGCAGCUGUCGCUGCGGUCUUGACGGAAACUCGUCAUUGCUAUUGCUUGUGGCAUGUACUUGAACAGCUUCCCAGGAAUCUGGAUUAUUGGAGCAUGUGGCAAGACACUUUCAUGAAAAAGUUGUUCAAAUGUAUAUACAAGUCAUGGUCUGAGGAGGAAUUCGAUAGGAGGUGGUUGAAAUUGAUUGACAAGUUUCAUCUUAGGGAUGUUCAGUGGAUGCGGUGUUUGUAUGAUGAGCGUAAGUUCUGGGCGCCUACCUUUAUGAGGGGUGUAACAUUUGCGGGGUUAUCAACUCGUUAUCGUUCAGAAAGCGUAAACUCUUUGUUUGAUAGGUAUGUUCAUAUUGAAACUUCCCUUAAGGAGUUCUUAGAAGGAUAUGGAGUAAUGCUAGAAGAUAGGUAUGAAGAGGAAGCUAAAGCAGAUUUUGAUGCUUGGCAUGAAGCACCUGAGUUGAAAUCUCCAUCACCUUUUGAGAAGCAAAUGUUACUUGUAUACACCCACGAAAUAUUCAGGAAAUUCCAACUUGAGGUUUUGGGUGCUGCUGCUUGCCACCUUACGAAGGAGAGUGAGGAAGGAACAACUUACAGUGUUAAGGACUUUGAUGACGAUCAGAAAUAUUUGGUGGAUUGGGAUGAAUUUAAGUCAGAUAUUUACUGCUCUUGCCGUUCCUUUGAGUACAAGGGAUAUCUCUGUAGACAUGCAAUUGUUGUCCUCCAAAUGUCAGGUGUUUUCACCAUUCCGAUCAACUAUGUGCUGCAAAGAUGGACUAAUGCAGCUAGAAACAGACAUCAGAUCAGCGGAAACCUUGAACUUGUGCAGACUAAUAUCCGUCGUUUCAAUGAUCUUUGCCGCCGAGCCAUUAUUUUGGGAGAAGAAGGAUCUCUUUCCCAAGAAAGUUAUGACAUCGCCAUGCUUGCAAUGAAAGAAGCUUUUAAACAAUGUGCUAUUAAGUUUAAUACCAUCGAACAUCCCGCCAGAUGUGAAGAAGCUGCAAUUCAAGCAGGAGAUUCUGUACAAGGAGGAAAUCAAUAUGGAUCCACAAUGACGCAGAUUGGACUCGAACCUAAUAACAUACAUGCAAGCAAUGCUCCAGUGCAAGCUGAAACCAGACGGGAGAAGAGAAGUAGCGUAAACAAUACCUCUAAAAAGUCAAAGCAUAUGACUCAAUCUGAAACUACUGUUGGUGAGGCAAGCCAAGAAGCAUUUCAACAUGUGGCUGCUCCAAGAUCAUUGCAGGCAGUGGCAGGGCAAUUUCACAACACAAUGCCAGGAAUAUUCCAAAAUGUAAUCCCCACGGAGUUCCACAACCUUCCGGCUACAAAUAUGCAUCAGAACAAUCCCCCUGGGUAAAAAUAUAGUUAAACAAUCACCGCCAACAAGCUUGAUAGCUUCUUUGUGUGUAACAUAUUUCCUACGCUCCUUGUUUAUUGGCUUUUUCUCUGGUUGCAUUGUUCUUAGGUUAAAUUAAUAGAGUAAAUGGUGUAUGUUUUGAUGAACAAUCCCGUGAGUAGGCAUCUGUAUGUAUGUAAGCUAAGUAAUUGUUAAGCAGUUAGAUUUUCUAGUUGCUAAUUUUCUUUGAA
This is a messenger RNA of Camelina sativa (false flax), 2626 nucleotides long. RefSeq names its product protein FAR1-RELATED SEQUENCE 4. NCBI's taxonomy places the organism in Eukaryota, Viridiplantae, Streptophyta, Magnoliopsida, Brassicales, Brassicaceae. Gene Ontology annotation, molecular function: zinc ion binding. The record is from RefSeq and is a predicted model, not a curated record. Gene Ontology annotation, biological process: regulation of DNA-templated transcription.